UUGGCAACUCUUUUGUUGACAUGUCAAGUGCGUCUCUUUGCGUGGAACAUCAAAUCUUGUUCCCAACUGUGCAAGUGAUUCGUGCGAAUCAAGCUUCGGAUAUUAGAUUCAUUGGAAGGGAUAACCUCAUAAAUGAGGGUAAACUCUUGUCAAGCUGCAAUGGAUGGUUGUUCAGAUUCAAAGUCAGGCCAUUGAAUCGAAAGUAAUCCAGGGACAAGUAGAUAUGCGCUAAGAAUGCGAUAUUAAAGAAACGGCCUUUUUGUCACAGAAUUGGGAAAUGGGCUUCUUGGCUCAAAUUUAUCGAUCCCGAUGGUGGCGCUAUCUUCAGAAACGAAAACCGGGACUUCUUUUGGUGCUGAUUUUUGCAGUUUUUCUGAUCUACUUCAAUUUCAUUGAUCCAAAUCGCCGGAAGAGCGAUGUCGAAUAUGAUAAUCACCAACUUGUGCAAAGUGAAUUGGUUCGAUUGCGAUCUCAAAUCGGCUUCUUGAAGGCCAAACUGGCCGCAGAAGGUCGGGGCAUUACAGAUCUGAAUGACCUGGCUCAGCCAAUGAUCUAUGCCAUCACGCCCACUUAUGCUCGACCUGUUCAAAAAGCUGAACUCAUCCGGCUAUGUCACACGUUCCUUCUGGUGCCCAACUUCCAUUGGAUUGUCGUUGAAGAUGCAGCCGAACCCACAGAUCUCGUAACGAAUCUUCUGAAACGUUGUGGGGUGGUCUACACUCAACUAAAGGCUCUCACGCCUCCCGAAAUGAAACUGAAGCCGAGGGAUCCCAAUUGGAGAUACCCAAGAGGUGUUUGGCAACGCAAUGAGGCAUUGACCUGGAUACGCAAUAAUGUGCCAGUUUCUCGUGAAGGCGUGGUUUAUUUUGCUGACGAUGACAACACUUACAGCCUAGAGCUGUUCCAAGACCUGCGUUCCACCAAAGCAGUGUCAGUGUUUCCUGUCGCUCUUGUGGGAGGGGUCCUUUUAGAAAAACCCGAGGUUAGUCCGGACGGUCGCGUCAUAGGCUUCAAUGCGCUAUGGGAGCCUCAAAGGCCGUAUCCUAUUGAUAUGGCUGGGUUCGCAGUAAACUUGCAACUGAUUCUUGCCAAGUCUGAAGCCAAAUUUUCAUUGGAAGUAAAGCGUGGUUAUCUGGAAUCGGAAUUCAUCGGCCAUUUGAUCUCCGGGAGAGAGGAGCUCGAGGCCAAAGCUGAUUUGUGUACCAAAGUUCUAGUCUGGCACACUCGGGCUGAGGCUAUCAAAACAACAGGGGAAAACAUACGCAAAAGAAAAGGUCUUCCAAUGACUAAUGUGGGUUUCGAAAUAUAAUUGUUGAACGCGGUUUUC
Tigriopus californicus is the source of this 1327-nucleotide messenger RNA. It is a transcript of the gene GlcAT-I, whose product is annotated as galactosylgalactosylxylosylprotein 3-beta-glucuronosyltransferase I-like. Gene Ontology annotation, cellular component: Golgi membrane. Gene Ontology annotation, molecular function: galactosylgalactosylxylosylprotein 3-beta-glucuronosyltransferase activity. The coding region runs from base 278 to 1309 and encodes 343 amino acids. The record is from RefSeq and is a predicted model, not a curated record. Gene Ontology annotation, biological process: chondroitin sulfate proteoglycan biosynthetic process; carbohydrate metabolic process. The transcript has 2 exons. Lineage: Eukaryota; Metazoa; Arthropoda; Copepoda; Harpacticoida; Harpacticidae.